Caenorhabditis briggsae is the source of this 9156-nucleotide messenger RNA. It is a transcript of the gene Cbr-mlt-11, whose product is annotated as Protein CBR-MLT-11. The record is from RefSeq and is a predicted model, not a curated record. The transcript has 15 exons. NCBI's taxonomy places the organism in Eukaryota, Metazoa, Nematoda, Chromadorea, Rhabditida, Rhabditidae. Bases 1 to 9156 code for a protein of 3051 amino acids. Gene Ontology annotation, molecular function: serine-type endopeptidase inhibitor activity.
AUGCGCCUGUGCGUAUUGCUCCUAGCUGCCCUUGUGGUAGCCACAGGUAAGAUAAUUCUCAUUGGAAUGAACUUCUCGAAAAACAAAAGCUUCAGAAGCCGUCGAUCCGUGCAAACGACAACCAUUCCGCGGGCGGUGCCCAUCACAAAACGGCGAGACUCCAAAACGAUCACAAUUUGUGCUCAGAUACUACUUGAGGAACGGAGAAUGCGACACUGUGCUACUGACCCAUCCGAGCCAAACCUCUAUCGUUACAAAGAAGAGUGUGAGGACGCUUGUAUCAGCAACGCUCCAGCCAACUUGGGAGUGCCAAAAAGCACCACCGAGGACUAUCAGAAGGAAAUCUUGGCGAAAGAAGUCAAGAGAGUAGAAUUCUACGCGACGAGCACGUCACCACCUCCACAAAACGUCUAUCCACUUCCGGUGACUACCACAGAGCCACCAGUCACUACCACUUCUUACACUUAUCCAACAACUAGAACUACACAGGGGUAUCAGACGUAUCCGACCACAAGAAGCACCACCACCACACAAGCCACCACCACUGAAGACCCACAGCCAUUUGAAUUCCACGAGGAUAACACUGCCACUUCUGAACAGGUCGAUGAGCAACCAUUCAACUUUAAUGAGCACGACUUGGGCACUCAACCUAUAACUGUUACUAGCAAUAAUCAAGAAACAACUGAAACCACAACAUCCACUGCACAGGUUACCACCACCACUGAGGCCAGCACCACCACCACCGAAAGAGUGACCACCACGACUGAAGUGACCACUGAAGAGCCAACGACAACCACUGAGCAAGUCACAACCACCACUGAAGCUGAAACAACUACAACUACUGAGGAGCCAACAACGACAACUGAGAAGCCAAUUACCGAGGAAGUCACUACCACCCGCAUGUCAACAACCACUGAAACCACGACAACUCAAGCUCCAACCACAACGAGAAUUUCGACUACAACCCAACGUCGUCAGACUCAGACUACCACUGAGGCCGAGACCACAACAACUCCAGCUGCCACCACCACCACCGAAGACGUACCAACGACACGUGCUCCACGUACCGAAUGCGAGCGUCGUCGUGCUUCAGCUUCCUCAUCUUCAAUCCGAGGAGGAUUCGUUCCAGUCUGCACGCCAUCUGGUGACUUCGAGCGAGUUCAAUGCGAGACCAACGGACGUCAAUGCUUCUGUGUGAACACUCAAGGAAUCGAGGUGCCAAAUAGUAGAACCAGAGAUGGAAGCAGACCAGAUUGCUACACAAUCCAAUCUUCCCGUCAAGUCAACACCAAGGAAUGUGUUGGAGCCAGCACUCCAGGACCAUGCCACGGAUCCUUCCAACGAUUCUUCUACAACGAAGACUCCCAAAAGUGCGAACAAUUCAAUUACUCCGGAUGUGGAGGAAAUGGAAACAACUACGAGUCCAGAGAGGCUUGUGAAGAUCGUUGCGCUCCACCACCAGUUGGAUUGCCAAAGUGCGAGAUCGGAGAGCCGCUGAAGACCAAGAUCGGAGUUCCAGUGAACUGUGCCAAGACAGACUGCCCAUCUGGAUACCGCUGCAGUGUUGUGCAACAUUCCAGUGUCUGCUGCCCAGAGAAUAACAAAGCCGUCGGUCUCCAAACCAACGGACGUGCCUCCCGCUGUGCUCUGCCAAAGGAGCGUGGGCCAUGCGACAAGUAUGAGCUUCGUUUCUACUUCAACGCCGACCUCAAUGAAUGUAAAUACUUCUUCUGGGGAGGAUGUGAAGGAAAUCAGAAUAACUUCGAACGCGUCGAAGACUGCGAAGCAUCUUGCGGAGUCCAAAAGUCCGGUGUCACCAACCGCCCAAAUACCGAGAUCCGUACCACCCAAGGAAUCAGAAUCACACCAAACGGAGGAAAGUUGAGCUGGGAGGAGACUAGCGAGGAAGACGAGCCAACUACCACUCCAUUGGCUCCAGCUCCAACCACUGCCAGACAAACCCCAAGAGCUUCAGUUCAGACUACUCAACGUGUCACUGCUCCACCAGCCACUACCACCACCAGAGCAUCUAGAAUCCAAGCCACCCGUGGUCCAGCUUCAAUCGUUGCUGAAGAGUCCGAGGAGGAAGAGGAGGAGGUCACCGAAGAGCCAGAUGAUGAGGAGGAGAAGGAGCAACCACUCCAUGUUCAACCACCAGUUCCACAACAAAACACUGUAUUGCUCGGAGGUAUCGAUGACAUGACGACUGACUCGGUCAACCGUUGUCUUCAUCCACAAGACCCUGGAAACUGCCGCGGACAGUUCGUCCGUUGGUUCUUCGAUGACAAGACCAAGACUUGUGAUGUCUUCACCUACACCGGUUGUCAAGGAAACGGAAACAACUUUGCUAGCAAGGAAGAGUGUAUGGCCAUCUGCCAUAAGCCAGAACCAACUCCAUCCGCCACCCCAGACUUCUCUCAAGUGUGCUCCAAUGAUGUUGACGCUGGAGAGUGUAACGGAGUCUUUGAAAGAUUCGCUUUCGACUCUGAGACCCAAGACUGCCGAGUGUUCACCUAUGGAGGAUGUGGUGGAAACGGAAACAAUUUCGCCACCAUGAACGAAUGCCGUUCUAGAUGCGUCACUGCCGUCAAGAAGCCACCAGUUUCCACUUGCGAAGCUGAUAUUGAUGUUGGAGAGUGCGCUGGAGUCUUUUCUAGAUUCGCCUUCGACAAGUCCAUCAACGCCUGCAGAUCCUUCACCUAUGGAGGAUGUGGAGGAAACGCGAACAACUUCGCUACUCUUCAAGAGUGCACCAACAAAUGCGUCAACCGUCCAGUUUGCCCAGAAGCCCCAGCUUGUGACACCAAUCGUUGUCAACUUGUCAACGAUCGUUCCGGAUGUCCAUUCUGCUCGUGCCCACCAGUCAAGCAAGCUUCACCACCAGGAACCAUCACCUCUUCCCCUAGAGACACACUUCCAAACUGCCCAGCAUUGGACAGAUCCGCUUGCCACGAGCCAUGCAUGAUGUUCCACAAUCGUCAAGGAUGUGAGGAGUGCGUGUGCCCACAAACUGCUCCAACUCCACCACAUGUUCCAACCAGACCAUUGACCACUCCGGGACUUCCACAGCCACCAGCGUCUUCUUCUAGAAGAGUCGAGGUCGGACCACCAGCUCCAAGAACUACAGAAGCCGCUCCACCAGCUCCAUCUGCUCAACCACCAAGACAAUUCGCUGUUAACACUGUCGAGCAUCAACAAGUGAAGCCAGACCAAUUCCCAUCGCUUCCAAGAACCAUUGCCGCUCAGAUUGAAGAGAAGUGUCUCCAACCAGUUGAGCCAGGACCGUGCAAGAACUUUGCCGAUCGUUGGUACUUCAAUGUUGAUGAUGGAACUUGCCAUCCAUUUAAAUACGGAGGAUGCGCUGGAAAUCGUAACCACUUCUUCACUCAAAAGGAAUGCGAAGUCCAUUGCGCUCGAUUCCUCAGCGGUUCGGCGACGUCGUCUGCACUACCCCCGCAUGCUAACUUCUCACCCACGUCUUCUGAAUCUUCCUCUGAAGCACCGGAAGAUGUGGUUACCACUACCGAAACCCUCGAAGCUUUCCCUGCUCCAAAACUUCAUCAUCGUCAGUUUGCUUCUCCGAUUUACAAGCCAACUGGUGGUCAACAACAGAACUAUGGAAGUGACAAGAUCGAUUCCUAUUCCCCACCCACUCCGAACAGCAACCUAGUCGGAUUGAGUCCCCCAGUCCAUCCAACAUACUUCACCUAUAACGGACAAGAUCAAGGACAGCGUAGAGCAUUCUCCGCUGGAAAUCAAAAUACAGAGAAUCGAAUUGAAGUCGGCCAACAGCUAGAGGCAUUCGGAGGUCAAGCAUUCGCCAGAGGAAGAUUCGAUAGCCGUCAGAGAUUUGAAGUACCAACAGGAUCCCCACAGAUUCAUCAAACUGUGACGCCAUCUGUGCCAACUCCAGAAUUAUCCAUUCCAUUGAUUCAACAACGUGGAAGAUUUGAUGGACGUGAGAGACUCGCAGUUCCAGAAGGAAACCAGCCAGAAACCAGAGUUCCAGAAGAGCCAAGAGCCCCAGAACCACCGCAAUCCAGAUUCCAUCCAAGAACCCAUACCGUGCAGGUCCCAGUUCAGGAAGAAAACUUUGGUAGAUCAAGAGUGGAACAAACAGAAACUUCAAGAGUACCUUCUGGAGGUCCGCGUGCAUCUGGAGUGAUUUCAAGAGUCCCAGAGCCUGAAACACGACAAGAAGUAAAUAACGAGCACUCGAGAAGACCGGAACAAGUUGGACGUCCAGAAGCUCAACCACAGCCAUCCAGAAGACCAGAUUCCUCCUUUGGAAGACCUCAACCACUUCCAACUGCUAGACCAGAAUCCUUCGGACGUGAAUCUUUGGGAAGAUCUCAAGGAGGAGAAAAUUCCAUUCGUGUAACAUCCCAACAAGCUCGCGCCCCAGAAUCCACUAUCAUCGGACGCCCAGUCUCCACCUUCCAACAGCAAUCGAUCACAUCUGAUUCCUCUCGAUUCCCACACCGAUUCGUCACAACUACCAAUGCUCCAGCUCGUACUGAUACCAAGACUCCAUGGUUCCAAUCUACAUCCGCACCUUGGUGGCUUAGAAGUCCAGCUCCAGCUGCACCAACUCCAGUUGCUGCUAGAAAACGCCCAGAACUGAAAAUUGAAAAGCUUGAGAAGGAUGGAAGCCCAGCCCGAUUCAACUUUGAUCCAUCCCGCUACACUUUCUACAAUGGCGACUACUUUGGACCAACUAUUCCAGGAAUUCGAAUCAAUCAAACCCAGGGACUCUUCGUUCAAGGAGGAAGAGGAACAGAGGCAGAUGAUAAGGAAGCACAGGAAGCAUUUGAGCAGUUCAAGCAACUUUCAAAGGGAUUCCAAGAGCAGGCUAACAAGUUUUUGGAGCAGGAAAAGAAAGCGGGUAGAACACCACAGCAGGGAUCGUUUAUCAUCGGUUCUGUGAAACAUCCCCUUUCAAUCAGUUCCCUUUGUUCUUCAGGCAUUCACGACGACGAAGAUGAGGAGGAUCAAUCCAUCGAAGAGGAUCACCGCCCACGUCCACGUGUCCACGGUGUUCCAAUUCAGACAACAGUCCCACUCGUAGUUCCCACCUACUCCUCACCUAUCCCCGCGGUCCGUGGUCCAGUAGCAACGGGUAAGAUUGAAGGACUCGAGACCAUCGCCGCCCACCAGGAAGCACAUCCACCAGCACCAUCCACAAUGAUCGUGCCACGUCUUCCAAGUGCACGAAUUCAAGGAUUCCAAGUCACAAGACCAACGACAACUACCACAAGCACCACCACCACCACCAAGGCUCCAAGCACCACUGAGCCAGCCAGUUCAGAAACCGAAACAUCCGAAGAUAUUCAAGAGGAAAAAGACGUUCAACCACUUCCAGUUAUCAAAGAAGUUCAAGAAGAGCAAACUGUUGGUAAAAAUGUGCAAGUCGUGGACCUAGAAAAAGUCAAUGUUGCCCCUAAAGCUCAGUCACCAUCUGAAGAUUUCGAUAGAGAUAUGAUGUUGGGAAGUGGAGAAGGAUCCGGAACAUCUUCUGAGUUCGAGAUGGCUUCUGAGGAGGAAGAAGUUCGGGAAAGACCUACGCAUGUUCCAGAGGCUCAGUCCCCAAGAACCGAACCUCCAGCCCCAGAGACCCCAGCACCAGAAACCUCAGCACCAGAAACUACCACAUCCGAAGUUCCAUCCACCACCCCCAGCCAGACUGUGAAGCCAACAUCUUCUGAAUUCCACAUCACUUCUGAGGAGAUCACCACCUCCGCUGAAGUUGUCUCCACUUCUGAGGAAGUUGCCACCACGACAACUCCACUGAAGAAGAUUCAAAUCCGACCAAGAGUCUCUAGCACGACCACAACCACAACCACCCAUACCACCACGACCACCCAAGCAUCCCCAUCCACCAGGGCCCCAUCAGUUCCAUCCACCCCAUCUGCCCACACCCCAUCCCACACAUCCGAACCAGAGACAAUCACCUCGUCGGAAAGCGGUGAAGUCGUGUCUGACUUCGCUUUCAACUCGGACGAAAUGCGCGAUGAGAACACUGAAAUUGUUGAAACUUCUGCUUCAGACUCUGCCCGCGCCGCCGGAUCCAAGACCUUGGCUGCUGUUAAGGCAGUCGAGACCCACAAACAACACAAGGAAGAUUUCGCUCAAGAGUCUUCAGAGGAGAAUGGAAUCAGCAGAAAGAUGGAGAACAUCAAUAUUGAUCUUCCAGAAACCACCCGUACUGAAACCCUUGCUCCAGCUCCGGUAACUACCACUGUUGCUCCACCACCACCAGCCCCAACAACUCUGGGAACCACUCCACAACCACACUUCGAACCAAAGUUCGAUGGAAGAAUCGUGUGUGCCAUGCCACCAGACGCCGGAGUUUGUACCAAUCUUGUGCCACGCUGGUUCUUCAACAGCCAGACCGGACAGUGCGAACAAUUCUCUUACGGAUCGUGUGGAGGAAACGAGAACAACUUCUUCGAUAGAAACACUUGCGAGAGAAAGUGCAUGCCACAUCAUGUCAUUCUUGCCCAAGUUCCAGACCGUUGCUCUUAUGACAAGGACGCUGGAAGUGGAAAGGGAUACAACGUCAAAUGGUACUUCAACAUGAAGAACCUCCGUUGCGAGCAGUUUGUCUUCGAGGGACUUGGCGGAAACACCAACCAAUUCGAGACCCUUUCUGAAUGCGAGAGAAUCUGUACUCCAUCCGGACCAAAGACACCGACCCUUCCCCCACAGCCAGUUCAAGAGCUACCAGAGGACCUUCCAACCCUCCCAAUCGGAGCUCCAGGAUCCCAAGGCUCCCGACCAAUUGUUCCAACUCCAACCACUACCACCACCGUAACCACUACUCCAUUCGACUCUCAAGAAGAGUAUGAUGAUGAUGAGGAGCCAAUUAUCGUUCCAGAAGCCAACCAAGAAAUGCCACUGAGCCCAGCUGACACCUUCGGAAAGAUCAAUGAAAAUGUCGAACUUAGACUUCCAGAGCUUGUCCAAACCGUUCAACCAACCUUCGCUCCAGCUCCAACAACUAAGGCUCCAACUCAGGCUCCAACUACUGCUGUCGCCCAGACUACUGUAGCCCAAACCACCACUGCCCCAACUGUGGCUCCACAGGCACCACAAGUUCCAGUUGUGACCCAGGCACCAGUAUCCCGACCAGUUGUUUCCAUCCAGAUGCCAGAAGAGAUACCAGCUGAAGUUCCACGUGUUGCUGCUCCAGAGCCAGCCGUUCAACAGCCAGCCGUCCAACAGCCAGUUGUUCAACAACCAGCCACUCAACCAGUUCCACCACCAACCACAGUUCAGACUUCAGCCCCAACCACGGCUUCUACUCCACUCCCACCAUCCCUCGAGCCACGCCCACCAGCAGCUGCCCAUGCCGCGAAGACUGUCGUAAAGGCCCCAACCUACAAGGCUGAGCCAGUUUUGGGUCGUGAGCAUAUCCCAACUGCCAACGACGGUCAACCACUGGUUGCCCCAUCUCCAAAGGAGACUGUCAAUUAUCAAACCGGUGAAGUGAAGACACCAGGAGUUCCAAAGGCUGCUGGAAUCAAGAGCUUCGAUGAGUCGCAAGGAGGAAAACUCGCUGUUGAUCUUUUCAACAAUGCUGGACCAACAAAAUCCAUUAACGGAAUGCCAGCUUGUGCCAACGGAAGAACAGAAGUCCGCUAUUCUGAUGGCCGUCCAGUUAUGUGCCUCCCAGGAAAGAACCAAUGCCCAGAUGGAUCGUCUUGCUAUUUCAACGGAAUCGAUUUCUUCUGCUGUCCAGAGGAGGAGGAUCCAUAUGAUAAGCACGCCUUCGGAGGAUACGGUGGAGAGGAGACCAAGAACGGAUACAAAGUAUUUGGAGCCCUGAACAUCAGAAGACUUAUGGAUGAAGUACCACUCAGACAGAAGCGUCAAGCUAAUGUUAACUUCAACAUUGACUCGGUUGUCGCCCCACUCCGUUUUGACGCCGAGAAGCCACGUCAAGUAUCUCGUGCUCUCCGCAUGAAGAGCUCCCCAGCCGUUCCACGCCACGGAGCCAACCCGCUUUGCAUUCAACCAGUGGUCAAGGGAUCCUGCCAAGAAGCUCAUCUUAGAUACUACUAUGAUAGAGUAACUGAUUCAUGCAGACUGUUCGAGUACUCUGGAUGUGACGGUAAUGCUAACAACUUCGGAUCCUUGGUCGAUUGCCAACGACUUUGCGUUCUUAAUGUGCAACACAUCAGCAACGGCCAACUUGCCACUACCACCGCCGCCCCAAUGAUCACACCAGAAGAAGAGGAGAAGCUCGCACCAGGACAGUGCCCAGGAGGACGCUCCCCACUCGGAGGAUCUUCCCCAGUACUCUGCGGAAACUCCACCGAAUCCAUCGGAUGCCCAACCAGCUACUACUGUCGCAGAGGACCACCAGAUGUUUGCUGCCCAGGAACUGAUCCAAAAUUGAUGCAACCUGAAGAGAUCGUAAAGGAUGUCGGACGUGGAGUUGUCAAGAACGAGUCUCAUAUGCCACGUGGCUUCAACCGCCAAAUCUUCCUCUCAACACCAAAAUACAUGUGCCCAGAUGCCGCCGAUCCACUGAUGUUGGAGAACGGAGAGCCAAUGCUCUGCGGAUCCGGAUUCGAUGGAGUCAAGAUGUGCCCAAGAGGAUAUUACUGUGCUAUUGACAGUGCCAGAAACUCCAGACUUUGCUGUCCAUUGUACGGAGAUGCUCACCGAAUCGCUCCAGAGGAGGUGUUCGCUCCAAGAUUGGCUUCAAACACUGAGACUACUACUGAGAAGUUGGUAGAAGAGGUCGAGGUUGGAGAGACCGAAGAAGAGGAUGAGGAGGAAGGAGAGGACUUUGUGGCUCACUUGAAAGUGAAGCCAGAUCGUCCAGUCAACGUUGUUGAGGACUUGGCAAAGCAGUCAACUGAUUUGAAUGCCGAGGAUGAGGUGUCGAUUGAUUUGGGAAAUGAUGAGAAGGUCGAGGAAGAGAUCACAACGACAACGGAAAAGAUGAUGGUUCAGGAUAAGAGUGUGUGUCAAAUCAAGCCAGCUGAAGGCCGCGUGUGCAAUGAGUCCGAGACACCAACCCGUACGAAUCUCCAAUACUUCUACUCGCCACGUGACAAUCGAUGCAAACUCUUCUUCUUCCGCGGAUGCGGUGGAAACUUGAAUCGUUUCGAGAAGAAGUCUGAUUGCGAAGCUCUGUGCUUGUAA